This is a messenger RNA of Cercospora beticola, 929 nucleotides long. RefSeq lists its product as uncharacterized. NCBI's taxonomy places the organism in Eukaryota, Fungi, Ascomycota, Dothideomycetes, Mycosphaerellales, Mycosphaerellaceae. The record is from RefSeq and is a predicted model, not a curated record.
CAAUGCGAGUCGGCUCAUCAAUCGAACAUAGGUAGCGGUCACCGAUGUUCGAGACUUGGGGAGAGGCUGUGCACUUUCAAAAGCACAAUGAGUGCAAUCAUUUUUGGCAGUCUUGCCGCGCACUUACUCUUUGUUUUACUCCUCUCUUGCGGUCACCACUCGCCCGUCUCUGCUUUCCAACACCCGAAUACAAAGCGACAAAGAUGAAGUCAUCGAUUCUCUUGACGAUAGUUGCCUCCUACAUCUCCUGCACCAAUGCAGCAGCCUGCUUCUCUGCUGGACACCUGCAAAAUGGUUGCCAGGAGCCACAAUCAUGGUCAUGGACUUGCGUGCCCAGCGAAGGAGAUCCUUCCAUGGCCAAGGGUCCUCCAAAGAAUGCUUGCACCUACAAAGCAACUCAAGAGUCCUCCUACAAGCAAUAUUGCUGUGCGGAAGAUGGACCAUACAGCAUCGAAUAGAGAACGAGCGAGAGGAUGAUAGGGUGACGCAGUCGAGGUCGACCAGACGGCGAUGACUGCUCUGUAGUGAUCUUGUAUGCAAACCAUUCUUGUCUUACAAGAGCUCAUCCCUAAGACACGUUCAGAUUAGCUCUUUCUUUCGGGAGCAAGAUGAAGGUGCAAAGACCAAUUGACCACAAUGCUUGAGCGAUACGAAACACAUCGUCUCGCUACAGAAAGGUCAGAGCUUUACAACUCCGCUGCCAAAGCUUCGUGUUUUGCUGAGGGGUAUGCGACUGACCUGUUGAAGAGACCGACUAUUGCCGGCGAGAUCUUCCCUCCUCUCUUAUGUUUAAGCGUUCGCAAUAGGUCUUGUUGGCCUCCCCACCGCCUCCUCGCCUCGAACCGCGAUCUGUCAUGGCUUCAAGCCCGAGAGACAAUGUUUGGCUUGACCACAGUUCAGAUAGCUUUCUUCAUUCCAAAUCACGGUGC